Ectocarpus sp. CCAP 1310/34 is the source of this 1064-nucleotide messenger RNA. Lineage: Eukaryota; Phaeophyceae; Ectocarpales; Ectocarpaceae. The record is from the annotation of a GenBank genome assembly.
GCUGCUGCUGUUUUGCUGCCGUGGAGAACUGUUGUUCGUCGGCAACACAUCAAGCGCUGUGACUUGUUUAACGCACCAACUCCGUCUCUGACUGGACAGCAGCAAGCAAGAUCUGCUGCUGUGUGCCUUUUGCCGAGUGUUGACCCUCUACCGCCCUUCUUCCUCGUUCCGCUCCUGUCUGCCUGUGUCGACGGCGGCAUCCAGGCGACACCACAUGUUCCGCCUGCUCGGCACCGGCGCGCGAGGCAGCACUGCUUCAGGGCAACAGGGCAGAACCGUGCUCAACCCGUAGAAGAUCAAUUUCCGAUGCAUAUUUUGUUCAUGUCGCCACAAACCGCAGGAUAAAUUACUUGAGAUGGUGCUCGGAUCGAGCUUUUGGGUUGCGCGUGUUUCAAACAGACACAACACGAGAUGGCCACCAAACUAUACAGACUGUCUCGUUUGAGCCUGUUACAAGUCCACAGGCUAGAUGAUGCACCGACUGUACAACAGCAGUGUGCUGCUGGAGGAACGAUAAGGAAUACAGGUGGGUUGAAAAGGCGGGAAGGGAUAUCGUUAGGAUAGACUAGGGAAAGACACUUUUGAGCCAUCUUUGGCAAAGAAGAAAGGAACGAUUGGCCAUCGGUGAUCGGUCCUGUGAGAACAAUGCUCCGUCCUCUCGAGGACGCGUGGUCAAUGGUCUAACCGCUAAGGCAUGCAAAACAUAAGAGUACCCCCCCCCCCAUCCCACACAUCCUGGACAAAAGACCACGUUGCGAAGUCUAAUGCCGUCGAUAAUAGCGCUGUCCAUCGGUGGAUAUCUCACACAACAGAGUUGUUGUUGUUGUUGUUGUUGUUGUUGUUGUUGUUGUUGUUGUUGUUGUUUUUCUUCACAUUAAACUCGUGUCAGUUGCUAAUCCCAAAAUCUAGCAAAGACUCGGUCCGUGCUCACAAAAAUGCUAGAGCCAUCAGAAGAUAUAAAGAACACAAACACUAUUAGCAAGAAAAGGGUACGCAGGCCCAAGGAGGUACACCUGCAAUCCCUGCAGCACGUUUGCAUGCUCACAACUGUACUACACGCCCAC